AACAACCUCAACAUCAGCGGCCUUAUUUACUUCGAAGUGUAAAUUCCUUUAUAAACUUGAAUUGAAGGAUUUUUUGUUGCCUAAAAGCAAAGACUCAGACAUUCGAGAGAAGAUAUGGAAAGAGAGGUUGGCAACACCGAGGGACAGGCAGUUCACGAUGAUGUCUCUCUCAAUUUUUUUCAUCAUGAAAUUGAUUUGCCUGCAACGACCUCAGACUCCAGACAAUACACGCAAACCGAUUGUCCUGCUCACGACCUAUCAUCUUCUGAACCUCCCCGCCCAAAAAUUCCUCCUGGCAUACACCCCUCUCAACGGCUCGAAUACACUCCAUGCUCCGAUCUCCCAUUGGGACUGUCAGGAGGCUGCCGAGUUGGGACCUCUGCCUCCGCCGGGUGCAUCUGUAAAUACAAUCCAGAUAUAUUGAAAGACAAGGUGAUCAGCGAGAUGGAAAUCCUCAUCAAGGAAGCAAAACAGGAUGGAGAAAAGCAGCAAGAGGAAAGGUCCACCUAGUGUCGAUGUCUGAUGGCGGACAUCAACUG
Bipolaris maydis ATCC 48331 is the source of this 539-nucleotide messenger RNA. The record is from RefSeq and is a predicted model, not a curated record. NCBI's taxonomy places the organism in Eukaryota, Fungi, Ascomycota, Dothideomycetes, Pleosporales, Pleosporaceae.